AUGUUCAAAGCAAUAAAGUUAAUCUCCAAAAAUGCUCGCUCUUUCAGCAGCUUUGAAGUUAAGGAAGGCAUUGUACCAGGCAGACCUGCAUAUCUAGAUUUCCAAGCUACAACUCCACUAGACCCUAGAGUCUUGGAUGAUAUGCUUCCAUUCAUGGUAUUUCUUAUAAAUAUGAAUAUUUCAUAUAUUUUAUAUAAUAAUUCUGCUAUUAAUAUAGAAAAUGAAAUCAAAUUUUUAUAAUAUUUUGCUUAAAAAAGAAUAUCAGAAUUCGGAAAUCCUCAUUCACGAACUCAUCAAUAUGGGUGGAAAGCUGCAGACGCUGUAGAAAAAGCAAGGAGCGAAGUAGCCGACAUCAUAGGUGCCGAUCCGAAAGAAAUUGUAUUUACAUCCGGUGCAACAGAGUCCAACAAUACCGCAAUCAAAGGCAUCGCAAAAUUCUAUGCUCAAAAAGGCAAAAACAAAAUAGUCACAAUACAGACAGAACAUAAAUGUGUAUUGGACACAUGCCGUCAUUUACAGGAAGAAGGCUUUCAAGUUGUCUACCUUCCAGUUGAAACAAAUGGUUUAGUAAAUUUAUUCUCUGCUAUAGCAAUCUAGCCUAUAAUAUAUUAUAGCACAUUCUUAUUAUUUUUAUAUUAAAUAAGCUCAAAAUAGUAUAUCAUCUCUCGAGCAAGCGAUUGAUGACAAAACUAGUCUGGUUACCAUCAUGGCCGCAAAUAACGAAAUCGGCGUAAUUCAGCCUGUAAAACAAAUAGGAGAAAUCUGUAGGAAAAAAGGAGCAUUCUUUCACUCAGAUUGCGCACAAGCUGUUGGGAAGAUCCCAGUCAAUGUAAAUGAAAUGAAUAUUGAUUUAGCCUCUAUAUCAGGCCACAAAAUUUAUGGACCGAAAGGAAUCGGUGCACUUUAUGUAAGAAGAAAGCCAAGAGUAAGAAUAGAGCCGCUUAUAAAUGGUGGAGGACAAGAAAGAGGCAUGAGAAGCGGGACUUUGGCACCUGCACUAGUAUAGGGUUUUUUUUCCCCUAGAUAGUCUGCAGUGGCUGUGGAUUAUGGGCGGAAUCUUUCAGUUGGUCCGACCAACUCAGUACUUAGUCGGACUAACUAACUUGUUGAUUCCGCCCAGAAUCCACAGCCCUUACAGGGCUAUCUAGGGGAAACCCCUAUAGUUGGAAUUGGAUCUGCUUGCAGAAUUGCGAAAGAAGAGCUGCCAAGAGAAGCUGCUUAUGUAGGAAAUUUAGCAAAAAAGUUCAAAGAGGAAGUAAUGAAAAGUGUAAAAAAUGUGAUUUUGAAUGGAGACCCUGUGCAUAGACUUCCUGGAAACUUGAAUAUGUCCUUUGCUUAUGUGGAAGGGGAAAGCUUAAUAAUGGGAUUAAAAAACUUGGCGCUAUCUUCUGGGUCAGCUUGUACAUCAGCUUCACUUGAGCCUUCUUAUGUGCUAAGAGCAAUUGGAGUCCAAGAAGAUUUAGCACAUACAUCACUUAGAAUUGGGUUUGGGAGAUUUACGACAGAAGCAGAAGUUGAUUACGCAAUUUCUCUUGUUGGAAAGCAUGUUGAAAAAUUAAGACAAUUGUCUCCAUUGUGGGAGAUGGUGCAAGAAGGAAUAGAUCUCAAAACGAUACAAUGGACGCAACCCCAUUAA
This is a messenger RNA of Blepharisma stoltei, 1636 nucleotides long. The record is from the annotation of a GenBank genome assembly. NCBI's taxonomy places the organism in Eukaryota, Ciliophora, Heterotrichea, Heterotrichida, Blepharismidae.